UUCAGCGGAGCUGGAGGAAUGUUUUGACCGCAGGACCGUUCCCAAACUUUGGUGGCUGGUGAUAGUCUGCCAUGGAGAGAGAUGGGGGUAAUGUUACAUCAUCUCUCUAGGUGGCUGGGGAUAGUCUGCCAUGGAGAGAGAUGCAGGUGAUGGGGUUCUGCUGGACUGUCCCUGGGUACCAGUGUGUAUCAGUGAGUCUCAGCUCCUGGCCAAGACCUGGUUUGGGGACACAGCGUACCGCAUCCUGCUCACUGACCUGCACUCUGUGUGGGAGGAGGAGAUGGACACCACAGCCAUCCAGGACAGAGCUCAGGAGCUGAACAGGCGAUUGCGGGCUCCCGUCCUUGCCUUCUUCUCUCACCUGUGUGUGGUGGCUCGCCCCUGUCUGUCUGGACAGGUGGACGUAGGGGUGGAGAACGGGGGUGCAACGGCUCAGUUGUCCCUCAACCCCCACGGCGGUGACAUCAACCUGAAGUUGAAGAGUGAGCUGGCGGGGGUGCCCUUCUACUGGGAGUUCCGCUGCACCCUUGCCCCUGUGGCUUUGGCAUGCAGUCAGCUGGUGCGCCCCCUGCUGUUGAUGAGCAGGUUACUGCAGAGGCAGGUGGGCCAACUGGGAGCUCUUCUGGCCAGGAAAGACACUGAGAUCCAAGACUAUAGGGACAAUGGGGCAGUGCUGAGCAGAGAGCGUUUGCAGACAGAGUUGUUUGAGGAGCAGAGCUAUAGAGAGAACUUCCUGACACAGACUGUGCCACAGGUAUGUGUGAGGCAGGACGGUCUGGGGUUUGACUCUGAGCUGCAGGAGCUCUACUCAGCUGUCACGUCCUACGGCAACACCAACGCUCGCAAACGUAAGAUCUCUGAGAGACACGCCCCCGAAGAGGGACGAAUCCACCACACAGGACCGUGGCCCUAACCACGCCGCCAGCAGCACCCAGCCCACAGGAGAGGUGAACCAUGGGCUGGGUCAGCUGGGCCAGGGGGAGAAGAGCCGGACUGGACAGGGGAACCGAGCCAGAACCACAGACUCAGAGAUAACUAAUGAGGAACAGACUAAAGUUCCGUCGGCGCGACCCAAGAAGAAGAAAGCUAAGGGGCUUUUUGGAUGACCUCCGAGCCAGUAGGGCACCGAACACUAUGGAGACUGUCUGCGACCAUGUCCCAAAUGACACGGUCAAAAGUAGUGCACUAUGUAGAGAAUAGGGUGUCUUUUGGGACGCCGUCUGAGCACUACCACCCUACUUCAUGUGACAUGUUUUUCAAGUGCUGAUCUACGGAGAUGUCCUUUUUAAAAACAUUUGGAAAAAAAAAACAUUUUAAUUAGAUAUGCAUGUUUUUCCUUGGCUAUUUCAUUGUUUGAUGGAUGUGUAUUUUUUAAUUGUCUAAAUAAUAAAUAAAUAACGUGUGA
Coregonus clupeaformis (lake whitefish) is the source of this 1405-nucleotide messenger RNA. RefSeq names its product nonhomologous end-joining factor 1 (gene nhej1). The record is from RefSeq and is a predicted model, not a curated record. The coding region runs from base 131 to 913 and encodes 260 amino acids. Gene Ontology annotation, molecular function: DNA end binding. The transcript has 8 exons. Gene Ontology annotation, biological process: double-strand break repair via nonhomologous end joining. Gene Ontology annotation, cellular component: nucleus; DNA ligase IV complex. NCBI's taxonomy places the organism in Eukaryota, Metazoa, Chordata, Actinopteri, Salmoniformes, Salmonidae.